Messenger RNA from Populus nigra (black poplar), 1161 nucleotides. Its product is annotated as partner of Y14 and mago-like. NCBI's taxonomy places the organism in Eukaryota, Viridiplantae, Streptophyta, Magnoliopsida, Malpighiales, Salicaceae. The record is from RefSeq and is a predicted model, not a curated record. The coding region runs from base 229 to 873 and encodes 214 amino acids. Gene Ontology annotation, cellular component: exon-exon junction complex; cytoplasm. Gene Ontology annotation, biological process: exon-exon junction complex disassembly. Gene Ontology annotation, molecular function: RNA binding. The transcript has 4 exons.
GUACUUCGUACUUCGUAGGGAUAAACAAAAGUGUAAUGCGAACACAACUCCAAUCCCAAAGAGCUGCCCAAUCCAGCUAGUUUUACUACACGUACAAGGAUUAAAAAUAAAAGACAAAGAAAAGAGUAAAGUGUUCUUUUAAAGAGGAUUGCGAUAUCAACAAAGGCAAGCAGUAACAAUAACUGUAGUCGUGAGAUACGAGGAGGAGGAGGAGAAGAAUCGAAAAGAAUGGCAGACUUAAGCAAAACCCCAGAAGAAGGGGAGAGAAUUGUGACUCCCAGCAGACGACCUGACGGUACCCUUAGAAAACCCAUUCGGAUUCGGGCUGGUUAUACCCCCCAAGACGAAGUCGCCGUCUACCAAUCCAAAGGGGCCCUGUGGAGAAAGGAAACGCAGACUCAGGAAGUUCCCCCGGGUUAUGAUCCUGCUGCUCCUACAAAGCCAAAAACUAAGUCUGUUAAAAGGAAUGAAAGAAAGAAGGAUAAGCGGCUUCAGCAGGCUGCACUUGAAAAGGGCCAAAACUCUGAAGCCAUGGAAGAUGGGAACAUGGAAAAGGGAGCGCUACCUGCUGAAGAUUUAGGCUGUGCAUCUGAAUCUUUUGAAUCAUUGGCAUCUCAGAUGAAUGAGCUAGCUGUUUCUUCAAAUUCCUCUGUAGACCUGGCAGAUUCUUCAAAUAUGGAAUCUCAGCUUCAAGAUACUGAUAAGAGAAUUCGGGCUCUUAAAAAGAAGAUUCGACUAGCAGAAGCUCAGCAGCAGAAAUCUAUGUCACAGGAAAUGAAGCCUGAGCAAAUGGAGAAGUUGACAAAAUUGGAAGGCUGGCGCCGAGAGCUGAAGCUUUUGGAGGGUAAAAAUGCUGAAGAGGCAUCGUCAUGAAUGCUGUUUUGUUAGUGUGAGAAAACUGUGUAGUUUUCCAUUUGCUUUUUUACUUGGAGUGAGGAACAAGAUUAACCAAUCCAGAAUUUUUCAACCAUGGCUCUUCAAUCUGCUAGAACCAUUUUGGUUUAGAAAUCAUUAUUUCUUCUUCGUUGACGAGGGAUCUUUGUACCAGAUAUACGCAAACUGCCCCAACUAUGUCUCAGUUAAUUUCGGAUUGAUGUCUGUGUUCAUGGUGCAAGUGUGCAUGUUUACAUUAUACGUUCAAGGGAAUAAGUUUUUGAUGUU